AUGGAAUCAACCAAGAUCAACCUCUCACAGGCCAAGGGGGCCGUCCUCGUCAGAUCUGAAGCCAUGCCCGAAGGCUCCCAAGUCGUCGAGGAACUUGACUUUGACCAGCUCAAAGGCCCAAUUACCGCUCAAGACCUAUACCUCGGCAUGCGUAACAUGGGAUUUCAGGCGUCGUCUGUGGCGGAAGCAAUUCGAAUCAUCAACGACAUGCAAGGAUGGAGAGACGCCGAAACGGGAGAUAGGACGACAAUCUUCCUAGGCUACACCUCCAAUCUCAUCUCCUCUGGUCUUCGCGGCGUCCUCCGCUGGCUCGUCCAGCACAAACACGUCUCCGCCGUGGUGACCACGGCGGGCGGCAUAGAAGAAGACUUCAUCAAGUGCCUCGCCCCGACGUACAUGGGCUCCUUCAGCGCCAACGGGGCAGACUUGCGCAAGAAGGGCCUCAACAGAAUCGGCAACCUCGUGGUGCCCAACGACAACUACUGCGCCUUCGAGGACUGGGUCGUGCCCAUCUUCGACAGGAUGCUGGAAGAACAGGAAUCAGGUAGGGGCACAGAGCAGGAAAUCAACUGGACCCCCUCAAAGGUCAUCCAUCGUCUUGGUAAAGAGAUCAACAAUGAAAAGUCCGUGUACUACUGGGCGUAUAAAAACGACAUUCCCGUCUUUUGCCCCGCUCUGACGGACGGCAGCCUGGGCGAUAUGCUGUACUUUCACUCGUUCAAGUCGUCGCCGCGGCAGUUGAGAAUUGACAUUGUGGAGGAUAUCCGCAAAAUCAACACUAUAGCUAUCCGGGCUAAGCGUGCCGGGAUGCUUAUCCUGGGAGGCGGCCUCGUGAAGCACCACAUUGCUAAUGCUUGUUUGAUGAGGAAUGGUGCCGAGUACGCCGUCUACAUCAACACUGCGCAGGAGUUUGAUGGCAGUGAUGCCGGAGCGAGGCCCGAUGAAGCGGUUUCGUGGGGCAAGAUUAAGACGGGAGCUGAUAAUGUCAAGGUCUAUAUGGAAGCGACUGCUUGUUUUCCGUUUAUCGUUGCCAACACGUUUGCCAAGGAUAUCUAG
Messenger RNA from Ustilaginoidea virens, 1056 nucleotides. RefSeq lists its product as uncharacterized. The record is from RefSeq and is a predicted model, not a curated record. Gene Ontology annotation, biological process: peptidyl-hypusine biosynthetic process. NCBI's taxonomy places the organism in Eukaryota, Fungi, Ascomycota, Sordariomycetes, Hypocreales, Clavicipitaceae. The transcript is spliced from 3 exons. Gene Ontology annotation, cellular component: cytoplasm. Gene Ontology annotation, molecular function: deoxyhypusine synthase activity. The coding region runs from base 1 to 1056 and encodes 351 amino acids.